AUGGCUGAUUCAACUUUUGAUGAGUUCUUUGACAAUGAUUUCUAUUCAGCUCCAACUUCAAUCAAUAAUUCUAAGAAUCAUGUUAAAAAUGUUAGAAAUUCAAUUCAAAUCAAACAUUCAAUGUCAUCAAGGUCGUUAAAUGAAUUCACAAAAGAUAUACCACCUUCGGCAACUACCGGUAGUAUAACCACCAAAUCUAAUACACAGACGAACCCUUCUUCUUCAAAAGCCGGGAAUACAUCCGGUAGUACGAGGACAUCUAUUAUUAAAGCUUCACCUUCUUUAAAAGCUUUGGAAAGUAUACUUAAUGAAAAGAAUAAACAAUAUAAUACGGCCAAUACGAAUAUUAUUGAAGAAGUUGAAGAAGAAACAGAAGAAACAGAAAAAGUCGGAAAAGCAAAGAAUCACUCCCAGGGACUUCAUUCAUUAUCACCUCCAAUUUUGUUUAAUUAUAAUAACAGUAAUAAUAGGGAAUCAGUACAAACUUUUGAGACCGCUAUUGAAUCUUUAAACGAGGACGAUACCCUUGCAGUAUUAUCAACUAAUACUAGCAAUAGUAUUGGCAAUAAUAGCAAUAAUAAUAAUAAUAGUAAUGGCUAUCCAUUGACUACCAAGACGAGUAAAUCAUCGUCAGUUAAUUCUCACAAAUAUAAUAAAUCGUCAAUUUCAACAAUUAGUGAGUCCGGGUAUAGUACUGAUGAUACUCCAAUCAUAUCGCAACCACUUACUUUCCAAAGUUUUACACCCCAUAGUUUUGAAUCUCCUCAAUUAAAAAUGGUUGAUAUAACUGAAGAAUCUAAUUUUGAGAAUGAAAAUAGUAAUUCUACUAUAACAACUAAUACAAUCAUGGCUAAAAAUGAAUCUAAAAAUAAUUUAUUUUGUGGUGUUAGCGAUGGUGGUGUCGAUGUUGGUAGUGCUGGCGGUGGUGCGCAAUACAACAAGAAUAAAUUUAACGCAAAUUUCUCCAACAAACAAAUUAAAGAGAAUUUUCAUUCUUCUUCCCAACAACUGUUUCAACAACAAGAACAUCAUCAUCAACCAUCAUUUCAUCAGUCACCAUUAAAUUCAACUGAUCAACAGAUGUCUCCUAAAAGUUCUGAACCAUUACAUCCACCUAGACAUGUAAAACAUCCUACGGACACUACUACUAAUACUACGACUAACAAUAAUAAUCCCUUUUAUAAUACUACUUCGCAUUCCAAUCAAAAUAAUUUAUUUAAUAAAAACGUGUCGAUACCAUUAAAUCAACCAGCAUAUCCAGGAAAUAAUACUACUACCACCACCAAUACUAACAACCAUCAUCAUAACAAAAGUAAUAGUUAUAAUAAUAAUUAUAAUAUUAUUCGUACUGUUAGUAAUAAUUCAAAUUCUAAUAUGUCCCUUGAUUCCAAUUUUUCGUCUCAUUCACCCCUGAAUAAUAAUUCUUCACGUCCAAAAAUUGUUUGUAAAUCCAAAAGUAUGUUGACGGUUUUAACUAAUGAUAAUGAUUCAAUGAGUUCAUCACAUACACCUCCACCAAGAUCCCCAUUACCACCUCAACCAACUAAUGAUUCUGUAUCAUUGGGGUCACCUCAUAAACGACCAUCUCAACCAAGAUCAAAUUCAUCUUAUUCAAUUAUGAAGGGUAAAUUCAAUCGUAAAAAUAGUAACACUACAACAUCAACUGAUUUUCAUCCAGAAAAUAAAACCCUUCUGCAUAAACGAAGUAAUACAUUGAAUGAUUUCAGCAAGUUGAAUAAGGAACAACAACCUUCUUCAGGGGUUUUACCAUCUACUGCAAGUACUAAUCUGAAAUCAAGUAAUGGGAAGAAGAAAUUUAGUUUCAAAUCAUUAUUUAAAUCAAAAUCAAAGAGUCAUUCAUUAAAUGAAUCCAAUUCAUCAAUACUGCUGGAACCCAAAAAAAUGACUUCAAAAUCGUAUUCUACUCCGAAUAUGCAAAUGUUAUCAGAACAACCAAAAUCAAUUGAUGAUGUCGAAGAUACUACUAAUAAUGAACAAAGCACAAAACUGGAAUCUAAAGCACCGUUGCCAACUAAAACAAAUACUUCAUUUAUGAAUAGAUUUAAAAAGAAUAAAUCGUCUGAUAGUUUGAAUAAACUUGGAUCGUCACAUCAACAAUCUGGUUUGAAAAAAGGGGUAUCUAAUUCGAAUCCUUCACUUUCUUCAUUGAAUGGGAAUAAACCGGUUGUCAAUUCAACUAACAAUAACAACUUAAUACAACCAAAUGAAGAACAUUCUAAAUUUGGAUUACUGGCACCACCAGUUAAUAGAAAUUCAUUUAAUUUUAUUAGAGAAGUUAGUGAAGAUAGUGUUUAUAUUGGAGAUCAAAAUGAUGAUAUUGAAGAUGAACAUUCGGGUGAAGAAGAUAUUAAACCAUCGAAAAAGAGACAAGGCUAUAAAGAUGUUGGUAAUAUUCAUAAUAAUAGUGAUGAUGAAGAAGAUGAUGAUAAUGUUGAUCGAUUAUCAAAUUUCAAAUCAAUUGAACGAGGGCAAGAACGUGGUGCUUCAGACGAUGAUGAUGAUGAUGAUGACCAAGAAAAGGAAAAAGAUUUUGACUAUUAUGAUGCUCAAAAUUUAACUGAAGAUCCACCUAAAAAAUUAUCUUCAGGGAAUAAAUAUGGUGAAGAAAUUUCUUUAAUACCACCAUUAAUUGAUUCUAAUCAAUUUGGAUCACCAUUUAAAGUCAAUUAUCAAAGUUCACCUAAAUCAAUUGAUUUGAAACGGGAAGCACAACACACUAAUACUAAUGAUGAUGAUGACAAUAGUAGCCCACUUCAAAGAACUAUCAAACGAUUUUCCGGUCCACCAACAUCAUCUUCAUUAAUUCCUAUCAAACCACCACUGCCAAUAAGAUACCCUCAACAACAGACUAACAAUAAUGUUCAUGUAACAGAAGAUAAGCCUAAUACUCAAUUAUUGGGUGAAGCAUUAUUUCCUAAAUCAUUGAAUGCUCAUGAAGUGGAAAGUAUUGUAUCAUUAGAACGGUCAAGAUCAAUGAAAUCAGUGAAAUCUAAUAAGCGUAGUUCAUUUGUUAAUUAUGAUGGUAGUGAUGAUAAUAUUGUUCAUUAUGUUGGACCUAUAUCAAAACCAACUACUGGUAACAAUGGUAAUAAUGGUAUUACCAGAUCAAAUUCUAUUUUGAAAAAUUCAACUAGUCGAAAAAGUAAUUUGAAUGAAGAAUUAAAGAUGAAUUCAAUUGAUGGUACCGUUUCAGGAACAACCAACAACAAUAUCAACAAUAUUGAUACUAGUGGUAAUUUCAAGGUGAUUAAUGAUACCACCACAACCAAUAAUGAUACUUUUACUACAAUCACUGAUAUUGGUCCUAGUGGUGGUGCAAUUGGUCAAAAUAUUCUUGGAUCAAAUAAUGGGUUUGGAGAUAAUAGUGGUAUUGAUACUGGUGAUGAUGAUUUAAUGGAAUUUAGUGAAUUUAUUGAUGUUGAAAAUAUGAAUUUCCUUGAUUCACCUAUUCGAGGAUCUCCAAUUAACAACAAUGGUAAAUUUAUGCAAUCGUCAACAACUCCUUCGUCUCCAUUAGCUAAUUAUCAUUUUGAUAAUGAUUCUAUUAAUAAAUUACAACAGCAAGAAGAGGAGCUGCAACUGCAGGGAAAGAUUGUUGAUCAAUCGACUCCUGAACCACCAGUUAUUGUUAUUAAUAAAGAUAAUUUAGAUGAUAAGCCAACAACUAUGGAGUCUAAACUCAACUCAAUUCCAGUAAUUACUAUACCAGAUAAAGAAACUAUUGAUAUUAGUAAUAAAGAUUCGAUUGAUUCUAAAACUCCAACUUCAUCACCACUUUCAAUGAAACAUGAUGAUUCACCGAAAACUAGCGUUGAAGAAAAAGAUGACGACCAACAUCAAACAUCUAAUGAGAAAGCGAAUAAUAACGAUAUCAUUGAUGACCAAGUCAUUAUUGCUUCACCUAUUUUAGAAAGUGCUUAUAGAAUCAAAUCCCAACGAUCAGAAAAUGGCAAAUUCACUAAACAAAAUAGACCAAUUUCAAUGUCAUUUAAAGGUAUGAAUGCACCUUCAUUUACUGGGAAACUUAAAAAGGAAGCCUUAAGAAGUAGUGAUUCUCAUCAAUCAUUUAAUAUUAAUUUUAAUGAUGAUGAUGAUGGUGAUGAUGAUUCUUCACUUUCAGUAGGUGGAGGAUUUGGUAGUAGUUCUGAAGAUGAAGAUGAUGAUGCAUAUAGUUUUGAACAAGGAAAUGAGAUUUCGAGUGCAUCAAGAUUUUAUAAUACUAAUGAUGAUUAUAUUGAAAAUAAAGAGAAUAGAGUACCUGGAAGUGCUCAUACUAAUAAUAGUAAUAGUACUGCUAAUGACAAAGUAUCACCUUUAAUUCCACCACCACCUACUAAUUCUCAACCAAAUAUAAUAGCUCAACCACAAUCACCAGCACCAUCAACUAAAUCAUCAGUAUUUUCACCUAAACAAUCGAAUGAUAUCAAUAAAAAACCACUCAAUCAACCCCCGCCGCCUCCAUCAUCAUCGCCACCACAGACUCAACAACAUUUCAGUUUACAACCAUUGAAAAAAUUCACUCAUAAUAAAAUUCCAUCUAUUUCUGACCAAUCAUCAAUUAAUUCAGAAUCAUCACCAAGAUCAUUCACUUCAAUGAUUAGUAAAAAAUGGGGCAACAGAAAGAAUAACAACUACAAUCCUUCUAAUUCUCCAAAUUCAAAUUCAAGUCCAAAAUUCAAUUCAAUACCUCCAAGACCAGCUCCACCACCACCACCGCCGCCACCACCACAAGUUGGAAAAUUGCAAAUCACUAAUGGGGUUAGGUUUAGUUCAAGAAUUAUAUUAUAUGAUACCUAUAAUGAAGAUGAAUAUGAUAGACAUCCUGAUACUGCUACAUGUAAUCAAUUGACUCCAUUAUUAGCUCAACAAAUUAAAGAUGAAUUGAAUAGUUUCAAAAGUGAAAUGGAAAUUCAUGUUGAAUCAAAAUGUUAUACACAUUUUUUUUAG
Candida albicans SC5314 is the source of this 4968-nucleotide messenger RNA. RefSeq names its product Bni4p (gene BNI4). NCBI's taxonomy places the organism in Eukaryota, Fungi, Ascomycota, Pichiomycetes, Serinales, Debaryomycetaceae. The record is from RefSeq and is a predicted model, not a curated record. The coding region runs from base 1 to 4968 and encodes 1655 amino acids. Gene Ontology annotation, molecular function: actin binding. Gene Ontology annotation, biological process: actin cytoskeleton organization. The transcript has a single exon.